Arabidopsis lyrata subsp. lyrata is the source of this 1505-nucleotide messenger RNA. RefSeq names its product sedoheptulose-1,7-bisphosphatase, chloroplastic. The record is from RefSeq and is a predicted model, not a curated record. The coding region runs from base 179 to 1360 and encodes 393 amino acids. Gene Ontology annotation, molecular function: fructose 1,6-bisphosphate 1-phosphatase activity. Lineage: Eukaryota; Viridiplantae; Streptophyta; Magnoliopsida; Brassicales; Brassicaceae. The transcript is spliced from 8 exons. Gene Ontology annotation, cellular component: cytoplasm. Gene Ontology annotation, biological process: fructose 6-phosphate metabolic process; fructose metabolic process; fructose 1,6-bisphosphate metabolic process.
UGCCCAUCACCAGACCCUUAAUCAUAUCUUCUUCAGCUACUGCCACGUGUCACUCUGACCGUGAACAGCCUUUAUCUCCUCCAAGUCCACUUGUGUUCUUGAUUUUUUUUGUCUUCACCAUUCUCUCUACUCAGAGCUCUUCUUCUUUCUUGGAUCAAAAAACCUCGAGCUUUUAACAAUGGAGACCAGCAUCGCGUGCUACUCACGUGGGAUCCUUCCCCCAAGUGUCUCUUCUCAACGAUCCUCUACAUUGGUCUCUCCUCCUUCCUUCUCCACAUCCUCCAGCUUCAAGCGUCUGAAAUCGAGCUCAAUCUUCGGAGAUUCACUACGAUUAGCACCAAAAUCGCAAUUUAAAGCCACAAAGACUAAGAGCAAUGGUGUUUCAACUGUUACCAAAUGUGAAAUUGGCCAAAGCUUGGAAGAGUUUUUGGCACAAGCAACUCCUGACAAGGGAUUGAGAACUUUGCUCAUGUGUAUGGGAGAAGCAUUGAGGACAAUAGCUUUCAAAGUUAGAACAGCUUCUUGUGGUGGAACAGCUUGUGUUAAUUCCUUUGGCGAUGAACAACUCGCUGUCGAUAUGCUUGCUGAUAAGCUCCUCUUUGAGGCUUUGCAAUACUCGCAUGUGUGCAAGUAUGCUUGCUCUGAAGAAGUACCUGAGCUUCAAGACAUGGGAGGUCCAGUGGAAGGUGGGUUUAGUGUUGCGUUUGAUCCAUUGGAUGGAUCAAGCAUUGUGGAUACAAAUUUCACUGUGGGAACCAUAUUCGGGGUUUGGCCUGGAGACAAGUUAACCGGAGUCACGGGAGGAGAUCAAGUGGCUGCAGCCAUGGGAAUCUACGGUCCACGAACCACUUAUGUUUUGGCUGUUAAGGGAUUUCCAGGAACUCAUGAGUUCUUGCUUCUUGAUGAAGGGAAAUGGCAGCAUGUUAAGGAGACAACAGAGAUCGCCGAAGGGAAAAUGUUCUCACCAGGAAACUUAAGAGCCACAUUCGACAACUCCGAAUACAGCAAGCUGAUUGAUUACUACGUGAAAGAGAAGUACACAUUGCGAUACACCGGAGGAAUGGUUCCUGACGUUAACCAGAUUAUUGUGAAGGAGAAAGGAAUCUUCACAAAUGUGACCUCUCCUACGGCUAAGGCAAAGUUGAGGCUGUUGUUCGAAGUUGCUCCUCUUGGCCUGCUCAUAGAGAAUGCUGGUGGAUUCAGCAGUGAUGGAUACAAGUCCGUGCUCGACAAGACCAUCGUCAAUCUCGACGAUAGAACUCAAGUUGCUUAUGGCUCAAAGAACGAAAUCAUCCGCUUCGAAGAAACCCUUUACGGAACAUCAAGACUCAAGAAUGUUCCCAUUGGAGUUACUGCUUAGAACCCAUUUAUAAAAAUAUUUGAAAGGCAUGUCUAUUUUUCCAUUAACCGGAUAAUCUUCUUUUCCCUUGGUUUAUAUAAGAGAAGCAACAAAACUAUUACCAAACUUUUAGUAUCCCACAACUAUGAAACCAAAACUUGUGAUA